Messenger RNA from Trichosporon asahii var. asahii CBS 2479, 1590 nucleotides. RefSeq lists its product as uncharacterized. NCBI's taxonomy places the organism in Eukaryota, Fungi, Basidiomycota, Tremellomycetes, Trichosporonales, Trichosporonaceae. The record is from RefSeq and is a predicted model, not a curated record. The transcript is spliced from 3 exons. The coding region runs from base 1 to 1590 and encodes 529 amino acids. Gene Ontology annotation, cellular component: mitochondrion.
AUGUCGACGAACGCGCUGUUCGCCGUUCGGCGCGUACUCCAGCAUCCAUCCUACCUCACCCCGCUCCGGCCGCCAUUGUAUCCGCGAACGACAAGGGCGCUGCACGGAUCCGCCCUCCGUUGGGCUGUCGAGGCGAAGAAGACGCCGAGCGCUUACGCAACUGCCAGCCGGCACCCGUUCGCUGAGGGUCAUGGGGGAGGAGGCAGUCAGCCGAAAAAGGACGAGGAGGGCAAGGACGACGCAGCGAAAGAGAAGGGGGAACUCGCUGGCGACCCGAGCGAUCCCGGAAGCCGACCCAAGAUCGGACCAUUCUCGAAACCUGUUGUCGACGAUGCGGCGUUGGAAGCGCCAGCAACCGAAACGAAGAGUGCCGAGCGGCGCGACGGCCCGGAAGAGGUAAAGGAAGCAGAGGACCACCACGAGCAUCCGGAGCUACGAACACGAACCGGACCGCACUCCGCACCUGUCGAGGAGAAAGACGCCCCUGCUCCGGUACAGAAGGUCGAACCUCCUCCGCCGGCACCGCAGCCACCAGCACCUCCGAAGCCAGUCGUCAAGGGACCGGCCACGGGACCAAGCUCUUCUCCACCAGUCCCGCUCGAGGUGCCGCAGGAGCUCGCAAUUCCGCCCCUUCCUCCACCCUCCUACUUCGGCCCUGCGCAUCAGUUCGACACAUAUCGUUUUGUACAGAAGCUAGAAGGGGCGCAGGUGCGCAAUGCGCCCGCGCGGGUGCUCAUGGAGGGCGUGAGGGGCAUGCUUGUCGGAAGGUCAAGGAAGGCGCAAGAGAGCAUGCUGUCGCAGCAGGAGUUGGACAAUCAAGCGUACCGUUUUAAGGCAGCGCUGUCUGCCCUCCGCACCGAGAUCAGCAUCAAGGCGCGAAACGACGGCCUCAGCAUGCGCGCAGCGAGUACUGCGAUGCAGCGUGAGGUCGAGGGCCUGGACAGGAAGAUGACCGAGGACCUGCAGGGUUUGCGACACGACAGUAUCGAGAUGGAGCUGAACACGCGGAAGGACGACACGCGCGCCCUCAUGAAGCGGUUCGACAUUGCGACCGAGGAGAUCAACAACAAGUUCACCAUUUCGCUCGGCGAGCUGCGCACCGAGAUCGAGAGCGCCAAGUGGGAAGCAACCCGGCGCGCCAUUGCCAUCAUCAUCACGCUCGUCAUUUGCGGCGUUGCGAUAAGCACAUUCACAUCGACGCUGGCGCCGGCACAGGGACCCCCGCCGCUGCCCCAGGUCGGCACACCGAACACGUCUCUUCCCUCCGGCCCCUCCGGCUCUUCUUCCACUAGCACCUCCACCUCUACUCCCACUUCCACCACAAGCGGGACGGGCACGAGCACGGGAACUGGAAGUAAGGGCAGCGCCGCAGUGAAGAAGGUGGUGUACAGGGAUGUCGCCGUGGGCCCCGACGUCACGGCCGAGGGGGAGCAUUUUGACGCCGACGACGAGGACAAUCUCGACCUGCUCCACGACGACAUUGACGCGCUCCUCCAGCAGCAGACGACGACGACGCGGCGGCCGAGGGCCGAGAAGGCAGCACGGGUCGCGGAGGAGAAGAAGCGGGUCGAGUUUCCUGAACGCAUCUGA